UUCGAUUUUUUGUAGGCAUUAUUUAAAAAGUCACGAAAUCGACUCUAUUUGGCGGGUUAAAACUUUCUUUCUUAAUACGAUAAAUUUUUGUGUGAAAACAUGAACAAAAUUCUGUGUGUUACCAAUGUGCUUGCGGGUCUUCUAGCGUUCAGUUUGCAGAUAGCGGCAUUAUCCAUUUAUUCAGUAUUGGAUUGGAAUUGGGAUCCGGAUAAAGCGGGUGCAGGCAUCUGGGGAGGAAUUUACCUAGUCAUCUUCGGUGUGCUCCUGAUCACGAAAAAGCUGAAAUCGAGUGCAGUCGUCAACGCAAUGGCAAUAGUCGCCACGUUGAUUGGUAUCACGUUAAUAGGACUCUAUUCGUGGAGCAUUGAUAUCUAUCAGGAAGAGAUAGCUAAUUGCGGUUUGUCACCUAUUCUCAAAAUUUGUGACAGAGCUGCCAUCGAUUCCUUAAUGAUCAUCAGCGGCAUUUUGGCUGUAAUCGUCAACGGUAUCAUUGCCACAAAAGCACCAUCUUUUGUUCCAUAAAAAAUACGCCCAUGCACGAUAUGUUUUUGUAACAUCGCCAGAGAAAGAAUUUCAUUUGAAUCAACCGAAUGUUUGCUAAACUGCUGUACCUAUCCACAACACAAAUAAAAAUAAAACAAAUAAAAUACA
Messenger RNA from Daphnia magna, 651 nucleotides. RefSeq lists its product as uncharacterized. The coding region runs from base 100 to 522 and encodes 140 amino acids. Lineage: Eukaryota; Metazoa; Arthropoda; Branchiopoda; Diplostraca; Daphniidae. The transcript is spliced from 4 exons. The record is from RefSeq and is a predicted model, not a curated record.